UUGUUCCUCCUGAGAACCAAUCUUCCACUACCAACGGUUGAGUGGUGGCCCCACGCGUAUAGGUUAAAGUACACGAGACCAGCAGGCGGAGAAACAAAAGCAGUCAAGAUGUACAAUACAACGCAAAUUCUCCGAAUCGCCGUUGUGACAGGUGGGUGUGCCGCUAGGCCGGGUUUAUAUGGUAUUCCGUGGGAAAUUGAUUAG
Molecule: messenger RNA, 204 nt
Organism: Pyricularia grisea
Lineage: Eukaryota; Fungi; Ascomycota; Sordariomycetes; Magnaporthales; Pyriculariaceae
Exons: 2
Source: RefSeq, a predicted model, not a curated record